AUCUUUCAGUACCUUAAUAGAUCGCCUUCACAUUAUCCUGGCUCAAUGAGCCAGCAGCGAGGAUGGUCAGUCACGUAAGAAAUGGGUCCCCACAGACAUGGGAAUACGAUACGAACCCCGGUUACUGCAAUCAGAAAUCGCAUUUUAAGACAUCCCAGGAAACGUGCAUGUCGUGGCUGAGGCCCUUGCUUCGGCUGGGCCACCACCCUUCGCCCACAGUAUAAUAGGGCCUCCUUAUGAUGAUCAGAGGUGGUAACAUUGCAGUCGGUUCACAACAACCAAUGGCCAGGAUGGUUUCGUGGAUGCAAAUCUUCAAAGUUCUCGCCUUUGGCUCAGUUUUCCAAAGCGGCAGAGCAAGUCCUUCUUCUCUGUUAAACGUACACCAAGGAUCUGAAGGUGUUGCCUAUCAACUAGGUGACACUACUUAUUUUGCCAAUGCAAAGCAUCCGCGGGAUAUAUUGACGAUCACCUACCCCAAAGAUAAAAGUCACCAAGGUACUGGCGUAUACAUGACAUUGACAGUCAUCAUUGCCAACGAGAGCAUCGUAACUGCUCGCUACCUCAACGCCACAAUUUCGAGCUAUCUGGCCAAUGACGACGUUUUCUCCAGAGGGUUUCUUGGUGCUAUCUAUCUCACCUCAUCCGCCGCCAAUGCCAGUAUUAACGCCAAUGGUUUGGACUAUCUGGCGAGUGCCGGUGCUGAGACCAUCUAUGUUGACUCCAGUGUCUUCAAGAGUCAGGGCGGACGAGCAAUACACGUGCAGCACAACUCCGCUAAGACUGUGACACCUGGUCCAUAUACCGUUGUGAUGUCGAAAGACAAGAUCAGUCUGCUAGACACAUAUCGCCUAUUCCCUGACGCCUACCGCGAUUUUAUCAGCGGUAUAUAUCCGUCGAACGAUGAGAGUGGCUCUUUUGUGCCUCUUCAAUUUAUGUCUUCAAGGCUCUGGGCACCGGUGGUGCCGGUGCCAAGUCGUAUCCAUUCGUGGGGAGACCCGCGGCCGUUAGCUGGUAAACGAGUCGCAGUGAAAGAUAUUUUUGAUAUCAAAGGAGUGCAGACAUCAGCGGGAAGUCAGGCAUGGACCCAGACCACGCCAGUUGCCAACCGAACGGCGCCCGCGAUUCAGCGGCUGGUCGAUUUGGGUGCGGUUCUCGUGGGGAAGCAAAAGUUGGCACAGUUUGCGUCCGGUGCGAAUCCCUGGGAUUGGACCGAUGGGCAAGCUCCCUUUAACCCACGGGGUGAUGGAUACUUGACUUGCGCAGCAUCCACGUCCGGAGGAGCCUGCUCGAUUGCGGCGUACGACUGGCUGGAUGCGGCGAUUGGAAGUGACACUGGCGUUUCAGUCCGUCGCCCAGCGGCUGUUACAGGAACCUUCGGAAACCGACCCAGUCAGGGAAUGAUAACGCUGGAGGGCAUGCUUGCUCAGAAUUGGGCAGAGGACACAGCCGGUGUACUUGGGCGGAAUCCAGUCGAAUGGGCCAAGUUUGCCAAGGCGUGGUAUACUCCAGAUCUUCACCAGCCAGAGUCGAUUACUGGAUUAUCCCCCUUGUCGGUGCCGAACACCAUGGCUUUCCCAGCCCAAAUAUUGUACCCGGAUGAGCAAUUCCCCCUUGCCAAUCCCGCCGCCCAGAAGAUCGUUGAAGCCUUUCUGUCAAGCAUGGCAAAGGCACUCAAUAUGACUAUCAAACACACCAAUCUUAGCGCCACACUCACCGAUGCACCUAUCCUCUCAGACAAGCAGGACAGCUUGGACCGUCUUCUGACGGGAACCGCUACCCUAUCGUAUUGGUCAUCGCAUCUUUGCGUUGCUGACCCUCUCAUGACCGAAUGGUCACGUCGUUACGAAGGUCGUUUCCCUCCAGUAGAUCCGCUGUGGCGCAAAGAAUGGUCGGACUUCAACGCCAGUGUCGUCAACCAAGCAGCUUACAACCAGGCUUUACAGGAGAAACGGAAAGGGGUCGACUGGUUUGAAAGGAAUGUGAUGCUGGAGACGCGCGAAUCUUGCUCGGAGUCAUUACUAGUCUGUGAUAUUGGCACCGGUGGGUUGCCCAGCUUCCGCGAGAAGGCCCUGAACGAGGGGCCCAAUGCGACAUUCUUGGGCAUGAUGCCAGAUGGGGCCGCAAUACCUUGUUCCUUGAUUUGUCCUAUCUUCGGGUGAGUGCAGUUGGCAUCCUGUUAAUGCAGAGUUGCAAGAUGAACUAAUGUGUUUGCUGCAGCUGCGCCGAUUUCACCAUUCCCUUGGGCCAAGUGCCCUAUCAUUCUCCGGUGUCGAAGGUGACGGAACAGUUUCCCGUGAGUAUCAAUCUGAUCGUACGUCGGGGAUGCGACUUUGUAUUAUUUAACAUGGUAGAGAAACUGGCGCAGGCGGGGAUCAUUCGGGCUGUUCAGACUGGCAAGCAGGCAUUUUAGUCAAGGAGAUUUUGGCCAUUUCCUGCCUGUUGGUAGUUUAUAUUCUUUCUGGUGUAUUAUAGAGCAAUUGCAGUCAAAAUUAGAAUUCCUGCUACAUGAUUAUCAACAUCAUCUGAAGCAAUCAGAG
Messenger RNA from Aspergillus pseudonomiae, 2537 nucleotides. Its product is annotated as amidase family protein. The transcript has a single exon. Bases 237 to 2159 code for a protein of 640 amino acids. NCBI's taxonomy places the organism in Eukaryota, Fungi, Ascomycota, Eurotiomycetes, Eurotiales, Aspergillaceae. The record is from RefSeq and is a predicted model, not a curated record.